UAUCGUCACUUUUCAGUGAUUCCGACUUCCCUCUCAAGAAAACAAAAAGAUUGACUCGAGAUCACGUCCACGAUCUCCUCCCCCACGAUCUCUGCCCCACGAUCUAUCAUUUCCUUCCAUCAAGGUACCCUUAACCUUACCGUCAAGCGCCGGGUACAACAUGGGCCAGACCAACUCCGAGCAGGCGCCGGUUGUCGGCCGUGCUCACGUCAACAAUGGCGCUUCCAAAGGCAGAGAAGACUUGGAACCUGCUUUCCGUAACAAUCACACCGGCCGUCGUAAGCAGUACAAGUCUAAAGACGGUUACCAUCUCGUAGUCCACGGCGGCGCCGACAGAAACGCCGGAAUCAAGACCGAGCCCGCACCUGAUCAGCGCGAGACCUUCGAUGAGGCCCGCAGAGGCAAGGCCACUGAGAUCCAAAGUCUCCCACAGAACAGAAAGAGAGCCGCCAGCUGGGACAACAACCACCAAAUCUCGGCCAAGACCAACAACAAGAAGGGCUGCCCUGUUUGCCGUGAGUGUGGUGGCUUUCACAGAUCGGCUUGCAAAUGGCUCGUGUGUAAGAAGUGUUCCGUCAAGCACCACCCCGAGGUACCCUGCAAAGAGGCCGAGGCUCGACUCAAGAGACGUCUGGAAGAAGAGGAAAGCAAGCAGGCCCAGCGCUUCUUGGAAGAGGAGGACAGAAUGCGCGCCCGCCCCAGCGCUUCUCGGAACAAGAAAGCCAACGUUGCAAAGAAGUGGUCUUAUGCUGCCCUGGGACCCUCCCCUCUGAAGCAGGUUGAGCAGACCGAUUACAACGACCCUACCAGCUCGGCUGCACCUCUGCCCAUCGCAGCUCCCAUCUUCCAGCCCAUCGCAGCUCCCGUUGUUCAGCCAGCCUCAAACUUCCCCUUUGCUGGAGAUAUAUCCUGGUUCAUCGAUUCCAACAACAUCAUCCGCUUCGGCUCUGCUCCUCCCCCUCCCAUGCCACAGCAGCAGAAUGGCCAGGUCUACCCUCCUGCCCCCAAGCCGAUGAAGAUGGCAGGUCCCGGUAUCACACAGUCCGAGCUGGUAUCCAUCCUGAGCAGAGUCGGCUCGUCGCCUUACCCAUCCGCCGUCAAGUUGUAUCUCGAGGAGAACAUUGAUGCGCUCUUGGAGGAGGCUGAGAUCAACGCACGCGCCAAUCGUGCCGUCGUUGUCGAGCGCGAGGAUGGUGAGAAUGGAGAGCCACCUUCAUACUUUGAGUGGCGCCGUCGCGGUGGAAGACAGUAGUAUCCUCGCCCGCACGUACAAGUUACAACGAGAUACAAGCGAGCAAGAUGGGACAAGGUCACGCAGCGGUUCCCAAUCAAUGUAAAAUAGAAUUAGCAUAGCAAACCAAGAAAUCAAG
Molecule: messenger RNA, 1370 nt
Organism: Aureobasidium pullulans EXF-150
Lineage: Eukaryota; Fungi; Ascomycota; Dothideomycetes; Dothideales; Saccotheciaceae
Exons: 1
Coding region: 161-1252 (363 amino acids)
Source: RefSeq, a predicted model, not a curated record